CUGAAAUGAGAUUUAACUCUAAAAUAUAAUAUAAUUAUGCGAGAUAUAAUAAGUGUGGAGAAUUCAUUCGAAACAACAGAACCCUAGCAGCAGCGAUUGGCUUCCUUCCUGUGUUUUUCUCUCCUGAAAAGAUGGAUUCAGAUAGUGCUGCUGCAGCAUUUCAUAAGCCUUCUAAUGAUCCCUCCAACAGAAAAUAUCGCCGAAGGUCUCCAGCAAGCGCUUCUUCAUCCGAUGGGGAGCGGUCUGUACAUGAGCGUAGCUCUACACCCACUCGCGAGAAGGAUGAGAGGAGGGAUCACCACAGAAACCGUUAUAGCAGCAGCAGCAGGGAUGGUGGUUCAAACAGAAGGUCUUAUAAUGAUCGUAGGCGUGAUGAUUAUAAAAAGCGUGAAAAGUAUGCGGAGGAAGAUCAUAAAAACUCCUAUUAUAAGUUAUCUCCACAUACAAGGGGUGGCAGUGAUCAUUCUAGAAGAGAAUCUGGAUCAAGAGAUGGUUCAGGACAUAGAAGCAAGUAUAAAAAGGAUGAUGAAAAACGAUCUUCUUGGAGGGAUUCUAAGGAGCUGGACGACAUGAAAUACACGCGGUUUGAGAAAGGGAAGUCCUAUGAUCAAGAGACCCGGGGAGUCAAGGAUCGGUAUUUCAAGGAACCGAGACAGCUGCUUGAUGAUCAAAGUGUUGCAACUGCAAACAAGUCCAAUUUUAGCGUGGGCAAAGACACCAAUGAUGCCUCAAAGCAUGUGCAUCAUGAAGUUCAAUCGUCAAGUUCAAAACAAGGUCAAGAGCUUGCUGCACAAGUUGCUGCAAUGAAGGCUGCAGAGCUAGUGAAUAGAAACCUCAUUGGAACUGGCGUCGUCAUGUCAACUGAUCAAAAGAAGAAGCUGCUAUGGGGGAGUAAGAAGACCACCCCCACCCAAGAGGUUGCUCAUAGGUGGGAUACAUCCAUGUUCUCUGACCGUGAACGACAAGAGAAAUUUAACAAACUCAUGGGUGUGAAAGUGGAGCCGAAACCCGAGAUCCAAGACAGCAGUCUUGCCGAGAAGCAGAAAGAGCUUCAGAUGGAUUUGGAGAAGCAGUACACUGCUGGGCUUCGUCGAAGGGAUGGCCGAACUGUUGGUUUAGGGCUUUGAGUGUUGGUAUCUGUUGUACUUAUUCUCUGCUACAAGUAUGUUUCUUCCACCUCGACAAUGUUUUUAACCUCUAAUGAUAUUUCUCUACACUGGUUUUCUAACUUUUGUUUGUGGCUCUGCUGAAACUGGAACUAUAAACCCUGACAUAUAUGAUGAAUGGUGGGGCUACAGAUUCGUAAUGGUGUGUGAUUAAACUAUAACCAGAGGCCAAGUAUUCUUAUUUUGUUUGGAAACAUAAACAAAAUCAGCAUCCUGAUCGGCUUUGGGGAUUGGACCCAAAAUAGUUGCUUUGUUGUGGACUGACUGACUGACUACCUCUAGUUGGUCUUAUCAUCAAGAUCAAGUCUUUAUAAAGUAUGAAUGAAUACUAUAUGACUCUGAUCUUUACAGUUGGUGGGGAUUCUGGAUUGUAUCAGACAUUUCUUCUGGCUCUUCCCAGCUGUUAAGUAUAUAUAAUACCCCUCUCUCUC
Molecule: messenger RNA, 1597 nt
Organism: Helianthus annuus (common sunflower)
Lineage: Eukaryota; Viridiplantae; Streptophyta; Magnoliopsida; Asterales; Asteraceae
Product: arginine/serine-rich coiled-coil protein 2
Exons: 7
Coding region: 132-1127 (331 amino acids)
Source: RefSeq, a predicted model, not a curated record